AUGGACGAAUGAAAAAUAGAAAACAAAAUGUCAGAAACUCAUAUGUGGCUGCAAUUAUAUUUAUAAUCCUAUUCAUUAUUGCGAUUUUUGCUGUGAAAACAUUAAAAAGUUAUAAGGAAUCCUGUACCGAUACUGAUGUGCGGUCUAAUGAGCUUAAGGCUUCAACAAAUUCAAGUGUCUGUCUUGAAAUAUGGUAAAUAAAAUGGAGCCAGAAAGUGAACAUGCUGAUAUAGAAAAUAUUUUAGGCUUAAAAAAGUUGACCAUCAAUGAAAAAGGGCUCAAUAAAAUGAUUAACAAGAGCCGACCACGGCCAAAAAUAUUUUAUUCUGAGCUAACGGAAAGUUUGGCAUUGGAUUGCGAAUUUGUUGGCAUCGGAUCAGCUGGAAAGGAACAUAUGCUCGCUCGGGUAUCCGUAGUGAACGAGCGAUGUGAUGUCAUACUGGAUACGUAUGUGAAACCCCAGAAAACUGUGAUAGACUACAGAACGGAAAUAAGUGGCAUCCGUCCGGACCUAAUGGAAUCCGGCCAGGAUUAUGGGCAGGUGCGGGAAACGGUAAAAUUAAUGCUUUCCGGACGAAUACUCGUUGGACACGCAUUGAAGAACGAUCUGUAUGUGCUAAAUUUGCGACAUCCGAGACAUAUGGUUCGUGACACAUCUCGAUUUAAGCCAAUAGCGCGACGAAUUCGCUCCCUCGGAACGCCUAGUUUAAAAAACUUAUCAAAAUUGAUCUUGGGCGAAGAGAUUCAGACGGGGAUCCAUGAUUCUAUACAGGACGCUAGGGCGGCAAUGAAAAUCUACCUCACUUUUCAAGAUGAGUGGGAGAAAUCGCUAAGAAAAACAACACAGCGACAUCGAUGACUGUAUAAUAAAUGAAUGAUGGAUUGGACGAUGUAGAAGUUUAUUUUACGUGUAAAUUGUUAUAAACCGCUUGUAAUAUAGUUUUAUGAAUAAAAAUUAAGAAUAUCGUAA
Messenger RNA from Topomyia yanbarensis, 970 nucleotides. RefSeq names its product RNA exonuclease 4. The transcript has 4 exons. Gene Ontology annotation, molecular function: nucleic acid binding; 3'-5' exonuclease activity. Gene Ontology annotation, cellular component: nucleus. The coding region runs from base 191 to 859 and encodes 222 amino acids. The record is from RefSeq and is a predicted model, not a curated record. Gene Ontology annotation, biological process: rRNA processing. Lineage: Eukaryota; Metazoa; Arthropoda; Insecta; Diptera; Culicidae.